UACGGUUACAGUAUGGACGGUCCCGUAGAUACCCCUUAUGUUCAUAUAACUACAAAUGAAAGUUCUGUGAAUUUGAAGGAAGCCAUGGACACACUGCGGGGCCACAUGGCGGGUAUGAUGGAUCAGAAUGUGUUGCUUAUCAUGCAGCUUGAAAAGUUCAACGACACGAUCAACAAUAUAAAACAUCAAAGACGAAGUCAAGAAACAAAUACUUUUCCGCAGGAAUGUUCUUGCCUUGGCGUACCAAGACAAAAGUGUUGUAUCAAAAACAAGCAUAUGACGUCACAACAGUUGUGCAAUGAACAUAAUCCCGCACAGUUGGAAUCACAAAGGACAUGGCUAUCGCCAAUACCAGAGGCUACAUCGUUAGAUCAUGUUGGCCAGCCGCCUUGUUAUUAUAGAAGUGACAAAGUGACAGACUCAGAUCGUGAUCUAAAGGAGAAUAGACGAGACGGUUCAAUGCUUUUAAAAUAAUAAAACAAAUAUAAACGA
Molecule: messenger RNA, 492 nt
Organism: Mizuhopecten yessoensis (Yesso scallop)
Lineage: Eukaryota; Metazoa; Mollusca; Bivalvia; Pectinida; Pectinidae
Exons: 2
Coding region: 13-474 (153 amino acids)
Source: RefSeq, a predicted model, not a curated record